AUGGGCUCCGAGCACAAUCCUAUCAUGAACGAAAUAGGGCCAGACUUCCCAUUCAAGGCCACGCCCAAGGCUGCGCCCCCAACGCUCAAGAUUGAUCAUGACUGCGGCGUCAAAAUCACAACAUCUCCCGCAAUAAACAACCCUCCACUGCCCGCCGAUGGCCCUGGUAACGAGACCUUCUCGAACGGGCUCUUGAUUUCCCUCUUGAUUCUUGUCCCGACCUGCACGGCAUGGAAGUUAGGUGGCGGGUUCAAGACCACGGUGUUAUUCGCCCUCAUCACCACUCUUCCGAUUCUGAUCACCUUCUGGGCCAUCACCUCUGCCACAGCCCUGCGAACGAACGAGAGAGUCAAGUGCCCAGGCCUUCCUGUGGAACACUACUUGACUUUUCAUAAGGAAGAAGAUCGGGUCAAGUACCGAGGACGGAACAAGGUUCCGAUAGAGACGUUCAUGCGCAAAUAUUUCGACGGUGACGCAGACUUCAACGGCGACGUCCUCGAAGUGCUUGAGUACCGUCAUGAUUGGGCGUCUUUCCGUUUCACAUGGGAGCUAUUUCGAUUCAUCGUUGUUAACUUUGCUACCGACGUCCUCAUCCAUAGCCGAUCUCAGGAUGAAGAUCAAGUUCGAGACCACUAUGAUCGUGGUGAUGACUUCUACGCUUGGUUUUUGGGUCCGCGAAUGGUCUAUACAUCCGGCAUCAUUUCCGAUGUGACCAAGGAGGAGUCUCUCGAACAGCUACAGGACAAUAAGCUUGCCAUCGUGUGCGAAAAGACUGCCCUGAAGCCUGGCGAAACCCUGUUGGAUAUUGGUUGCGGUUGGGGUACGCUUGCCAAGUUCGCUAGUGUCAAUUAUGGCGCAAAAGUGACGGGCAUCACUCUUGGGCGUAACCAAACCAAGUGGGGGAACGAGACCCUGCGCAGAGCUGGCGUAUCGGACUCUCAAAUUCACUGCAUGGACUAUCGCGACAUGCCUAAGGCCAAAUACGACAAGAUUACUUGCCUGGAGAUGGCCGAGCAUGUCGGCAUUUUCAAGAUUACUAACUUUCUUCGACAGUGUCGCGAUAUGCUGGAGGAUGACGGCGUCAUGCAUCUCCAGAUCGCAGGCAUCCGACAAGCUUGGCAGUAUGAGGAUCUGGUUUGGGGCUUGUUCAUGAACAAAUAUGUUUUCCCGGGCGCAGACGCAUCUACGCCACUUGCGUAUUAUGUCGGCUUUUGCGAAAGGGCUGGCUGGGAAGUCAAAAGCGUGGACACCAUUGGCGUUCACUACUCGGCCACAAUUUGGCGUUGGUACCGGAACUGGCUGGCGAACGAAGCCGACGUCACGGCCAAGUAUGGACUGAGAUUGUUCAAGAUCUGGAAAUAUUUCCUCGCAUCAGCCACCAUCUCCUCCCGUCAAGGCUCUGCGACCUGCUACCAGAUCACUCUGGUCAAGAACAUCAACAGCGUUCACCGCAUCGACGGAGUUGCGACGCAAUUUGCACUCUCAACUGCCCUUGAGGCAAUGUACCUUGAAGAUAUGUUUUCAGCGAUUUUCUCGGGUGCAAUUCGCCUGUUUUACAACCCACCUUGGUUAUGGCUCUUUUUUGUUCUGGCAGGGCUGUUGCUGGCACAUGGCUAUGUGAUUCAUGUUCGUAACGAAGCCAAAAUCAAACAACGCGGAGGUCGAGCACCCCAAUAUGGAGGUUGGCUUCCAUUAGGCCUGUCAUUCCUUGUUGAUUUCCGCAGCGCCGUGACCAGCGAUGAGACUCUUAAAUUCUGGAACGACACUUUCAUGCGUUUAUGUAAAAGCUAUGAGAGUCCUUACACUGCCGAGGCUACAAUCGCAGGCCAAAGAAUUAUCAUCACGGCGGAUCAAGAAAACGUAAAGGCGAUACUCGCAACACAGUUCGACGAUUUCGGGAAGGGGAAGAAGUUCAGAGACGACUGGGUUGACAUGCUCGGGCACAGUAUCUUCAAUUCAGAUGGUCAGGCCUGGCAUGAAGCCCGAACACGACUUCGGCCAGUCUUUCAUCGUGAGCGCAUCAGUGACCUGGAGUGCUUCGAACGCCAUGUGCAAAAUCUUCUUCCACUACUGGAUACAGACGGUCAAACAGUGGAAAUAAAAGACUUAUUUCUUAGGUUUACUUUGGAUGUCUCGGGCGACUUCACGCUCGGCGUAGGUCUAGAUACACUGAAGAGGCCUUUGAAUAGGUUUGCAGAGAGCUUUGAGCGACUCCGACACUGGAAGAUACAGAGGGAGAGAUCGAAGCCUUUCAAGUUUCUCGUGCCGAGAAGCCGGUAUCAGGCAGAUCUGGACUACAUUGAAUCCUUCAUGGACCCGAUCAUCAUGGAAACGGUCAACCAAAUCAAAGCGGAAGAAGCUGGAGAAACACAUCACAAGAAAGAUCCCGGCUUUAACUUACUUCGUGCGUCCGCCGAGCUUUCCACUAACCGCCGCUUCCUGCGCGACGAACUAAUUACCGCCUUGUUUGCCGGCCGUGAUAAUACAGCCAUGGCAUUCACCUGGAUGCUCUACGAGUUAGCACGGCACCCGGAUGUUGUCAGGGAUCUUCGUCGGGAAAUCGACGCCCAAAUCGGUCUCAACAGUAAACCCGGAUACAAGACUCUGAAGGAUAUGAAAGUACUGUCCAAUAUCGUUAACGAAACACUUCGCCUCUAUCCUCCAGUUCCGCUCAACACUCGCGCUUGCCUGAAGGAUACCUCACUGCCCCGAGGUGGAGGACCACUUGGGAACGAUCCUAUCGGCGUACUCAAAGGAACAGGUAUUAUCUAUUCCAAUCACCUUUUGCAUAUAAAUCCAGAGGCAUAUUCCUCUGUCCCGGAGGGUUUCCCUCCGGCUGAUGAAUGGUGUCCGAAAAGGUGGAAUAAUUGGUUCCCAAAACCAUGGGCAUUUGUACCAUUUCACGGCGGCCCUCGCUUUUGCCUUGGCCAGCAGCUAGUGUUGGUAGAGAUGAGCUAUACUUUGGUCCGACUUUUCCAACGUUUUAGUCGACUCGAGCUGCGGAUGGAUGAAGUUGGGACGGCUGAAAAGCAAGUAAAUCCAUGGCUCAGAAGAACAGGCGAGCCCGAGCUUGUGGAGAGGUACAUGCAGAAUCGACCCCGAAUGGUCACUGAGAUUACAUUAUUUCCUAGGGGAGAAGUGAGGGUGGCGUUCCUCAAGUAG
Fusarium sp. VM40 is the source of this 3162-nucleotide messenger RNA. Lineage: Eukaryota; Fungi; Ascomycota; Sordariomycetes; Hypocreales; Nectriaceae. The record is from the annotation of a GenBank genome assembly.